Molecule: messenger RNA, 612 nt
Organism: Cladocopium goreaui
Lineage: Eukaryota; Dinophyceae; Suessiales; Symbiodiniaceae
Source: the annotation of a GenBank genome assembly
AUGUCCGUGAUGGACAAAGUCAUGGACAAUGAGCCCUCGGAGAAUCAUGACUUCCUGAAGACAGUGGAUCGCCUAGUGAAACUCAAAGCCGAGAACCCAAAAAUUCGGUUGAGUGGGCCCAAUCCGUUGAGGGAAACCAUCGUGGUUUCAGAGGAGGAGAAGGUUGGAAUGCGUGGCCCGAAACGCAAGUUCCUGGAACUGUCCAAAUACGAACAGCGAUUCGGGCCGGCGCCGCCCGGACAGAUCAAAACUAUUUCCUUCAAGGGCCAGAAAAUUCGAGGUGUGGACGUCAUCAAUGAAGAAGACGAAGGAGUCUACGAAUAUAUAGAAGAAACUUCAAAGAUGCUUGGUCGCCACACGGAAUUGAAUGAGCCAGAUUUAGAUGUUGGUGGCACUGAGAACUUCUACAUGGCAGCUCUCCAACAAAUCAAUGCGGGUGCUGCAAGUUCCAGUGGGCAGGCAGUGACGAUUCCAACAUCGCAAGGACCAACGUCCAGUGGGAAAUCUAGGAUUGAAGAUGCUGCGAAAGGAGAAGCUGGCGCUGGCAAUUUGGAUGAGGAGACCUGUUUGACUCUUUGUAAUCUAUAUUUAACUUUAACUAUCUAUAUUUGA